This is a messenger RNA of Culex pipiens pallens (northern house mosquito), 5877 nucleotides long. RefSeq lists its product as uncharacterized. The transcript is spliced from 4 exons. The record is from RefSeq and is a predicted model, not a curated record. Bases 1163 to 2317 code for a protein of 384 amino acids. NCBI's taxonomy places the organism in Eukaryota, Metazoa, Arthropoda, Insecta, Diptera, Culicidae.
GUCAACUUCAACACAAAAUCUACGUUUAUCGUCAAGCCCCCGAGACAGUCAAAAGCAAUUAGAAUGCAAUCAGUGCCGAUACGACUGGCCGGAUGAUCAUAAAUCUUUCAUCACCCGUCAAUGCCGUCAGUUACUUCGGCCGCCCAUUGAUGGAUCCAAAAAUGUCACCGAUUACUAAUUCAGUGGCAAUGGGAAUAAAUCAGGCCACUGAGCUCAAUUACUUCAGCUUUCUCCCUCACCCAAAUCAAAAGCAAAGGAAGCACGCACGUGUCGAAAGCAUAACAGGAAAUACACUUUCGUCCUUGUUGCUCGAAAAACUAAAUCGAAAUAUCAUUUCCAAAUUAACGACUGAGCCCAAAAAACGCAAUCACGGGGGGGUUGACCUAUACCGGCAGGCAGUGACGUCCAUUGGUGAGGGGCUUUUGGUGGCAGAACAUAAACAAAAUCAGAGGUUUGUGGAGCUACCAGGCCAUUGAGUGGCGGCGUUUUUCGGACGCGUUUUACGACAACACUUUGAAUCAAGAGGAAGUAGGAUCAUGUGACUUUAGGAAACUUAAUUUGUCAAUUUCAAUCUGUAUGAUCAAAUAAAAUUUGCACAUUUUACUCCAGAAUCAUUUGCUCCAAAUUUUUUAAAGGUUUUGAUAUUAAUUAAAUACCAAAGUCUCAUCUUUUGACCGGUCUCUAAUCGAAAAAGGAAGGAAAUUUUUCGGAAGCGAACGUGACGGAACGAAUUAUGCGCUGUUAUUCACAUACCAUAACUCGUUAAUACCUCAUAGAAAAGCCAUCUCGCCGAUAACCCGUAAUCCUUGGGCGCGAGUGCGCGUGUGACGUGGUUGGGGUGGCAUUUUAAGACACACAUGAAAAGGACAUCGACAUCGAAACUGGAGAUUUCGGCAGCGCAUUCUUUAUGAAACGUGCCUCGGAUAUCGAAAACGCGGAUUUCGUUGACUACAAUUCUACAGUUUUGCCUACGGAAUACCGCGGAAAUCCCAUCACGUAACAGGUCUUUGUCCCACGCCAGUCUACAGGAAGAAUUCUAAUGUUGUGUGUGAUCUGAUAUCCCUUUCACUUUCAGUAAUCGAACGGAAAUCAGUACAUUAAAGUGCCAUUAAGUGAGAUUAUUUGAAGGAACCAGUGAGGUGAGGAAGGAAAAAAGGGCAAAAUGUCGAAACGCCUCGCCGUGAUUGCGGCGGUCAGCACCCACAACAGUCUGAGCAACCACACGGUGUCGUACACGAACAUGUACACCAACCAGACUACCGUCCGAGGCCAUCACUACUCGCACCAGGGGCUGCAGUCGAUGCGGCCGGGAGCCCACGGGAAUGUCAACAUUAUGCUCGGCGGGGCGAUGCUGUCAGUGGUCAUCACGGUGGUGUUCUUCGUGUGCUAUUGCUGCCACCGGAACAUCAAAAAGCAGUCCGGAUCGGCCUACCGGCAGCAGUGGCUCGAGCAGGAAGCCAACAUGGAAAUCUACAGCGUCGAACAGUGCUCAGUCCCGGGACUCUCGGACAACUACCUGGACAUCAGCACCGGCAACGAGUACCAACCGCUGCCGGCCGUGAUGGCCGUGAACCACUGCCACUCGGCGGCCUAUCACCACCACCAGCAGCAUCCCGCCUCGGGCGGCCCUCCACCCAGUUACGACACCGUGCUGGCCCAGGACAAAAUGCAUGCCGAGGUGGCCGCCCAGUGGAAGGAACUGGGCCUGAGCUAUCCGACAAAGGGCGGGCUGUUGGGCCAAAAGCCGGAACUGCUGGAACCGACGGAAUUCACCGACAUCCGCGAGGCCAUCGACUGUCACAACUGUUGCCAGGUCGGCGGCGCCGGCGGAACCAGUCUGCAGGUGUACUGCCGUAACUGUGGCCAGUUUGUGGACGCGGCCAUGGUGACGAGCCACGAUGCCAACAACAACGAGAAUCGCUGCUCGCCGACGGCGGUUGUUCGCAACCUUGCGGAUUGCACUGACCCGAGUCAUGAUGACAACGGCAAUCUGGUUAACCCUGAAACCAUUGUGGAACCGUCUGAAGACGCCAACAACAACGAGAACUUGAACGACGGAGCCGGACGUGAUGAUGAAAACAACAACAACAGUGGAAUCCCCUCUGGAGCCAUCGAAAAUCUUUCAAAUCCUACAAAUCGCAGUGAGGAAGCAGUGACUCCCGGUGGGAGUUUGGAGUCGGGAAGUUCUGGGGAUAGUACGAUCCGCAAUCUCAACGAGAACGGAAUCGUACGGUUGGACAUGAGUCGAAUCAUCGACCAGACAGGUUUGCCCACUUAUGAGGCUGCCCUCAAGCUGGAGUCCAGCGGAUACGUUUGAGAUUAGGUCGAAGUUGUGGGAGAAUCGCGGAAAAUAUAAUUGUGAUGAUGGCCUUUUAGUAGAAACUCGUAAAUAAACGUAAGCUACAGUUAUUGGAAAUACGUAUCGAUAGGAGGAUUGUAAUUUCGUUGUGUAGAUAGUAGACUAGAGGAAUAUCGCCGGAAGAACAUUGGCCUUUUUACGUUGUGCGUAGAAUAGUUAAUUCAAGCAAAAGUUUGAGUACAGGAAUCAAUCUCGAUUACAGAUUAAUUAAUAUCUAUAAGAAUAUACUUCUAAACAACACCAUCCACUGUUACAAUUUAGAAAAGGAAAUCAGAUUAAGAUUCUACGCUUUGUAAAUGCCUGCUCUAUGACCUAAAGAAACAAUUUUGCAUUGUUGGUUCGUCCAUACAAGUUUCCAUGCUUAUUUGACAGCUGCUAUCUUUAUAUUUCACUAAAAAACUAAAAAAUCAAGCAAGGCAAUUUUAAUUUUCAUUUUUUUAUAAGUCUUUAAGGAAAAAAAGACAAAAAAUGAAACAUGGAUGCGUAAGGGCAAAAAAAUGACACCUAUUUAAUAGAAAACAUUACAAUUUAAUAAGAACGAAAGUUUUCAAACCUGCACACUUAGAUGUUUUGCCGAAUUCGAUAAAUGUUAGCGAAUUUUCAACUGCUGAAUAGUUCAGUAAAGUGAAAAUUACAGAAUUCGGUAAAACAUACCAAAAUUCGGUAAAGAAGCUCAUUAUUGUUAAUCGUGCAACCAAUAUUCGGGAAAAUUUUGUUCAUUUUGACAGAUGUAGACCGAUCUAAACUUUACCGAUUUUUCUACUACCGAAUUCGGUAAAAAAAUCGAAGUGUGUAAUUCUACUUCUAAGGAAAAUUUUAAAAGUUUGUCAAAUUUUGAUAAUAUUACUAUCUGAAAGAUCAGAAAGUUUAAACAAAGUGUUUUAAAUGUUUUUGUAAUCCUGAAUUUCAAUAUUGCUGUAUUUCGAAGCCAUUGCAUCGUAUAAAAAAGUAGUCAAAGACAAACUUGUUGGAAAUUUGACGGGCUUUCCGAAAAAUAAAAGAGAAAACACGCCAUUUUUUUUGAUUUUUUUAUUUUUAAGUUCAAAAGUCAAGUUUAAGGUGAGCCCACAAUUUUUUUUGUUCAAAAUUUUUGUGAGAAUAGCCUAAAAUACUACAAACGAUUAACGAAAAGUAUAGGAUAGAGCACUGCCCAUAAUUGAAAAUUCGGCUAUUAUGCCAAAUCAAGUAUUCCGAGAAAAACGCGUUUUAGUGUUUGUCACAAAAUCUCCGUCAAGGCAAUUUCCCAUAAGAGUGGCAUAUUAGCCGUUUGGUUUUUCGCAUCGGCAGCCAAGUCUAAACACUAUUUCAGUGAAAUUCGAGUUCCAGAAGAUGCGUUGGCACAUCCUCUACCACCUGGUGCUAAUAUCUCGUUUUUGCCAAAAGUGGAUAUUAGCCGUUUUUUCAAUGGUGGGCAGAGCAACUCUCCUAAAAUAAUACAAAAAUCAUUUACUAACACUUUUUUUAAAGUGCUCUAAACCUCAAAAUUUUCAAAAGCUGAAUACGGGAAUCGAUUCUCUAGACCACUGUCCUAAGUUCAAUCCUUGUGUAGUUACAGCGGUUUAAAAAAAUAAAAAUGUUAAAAAACUAGGUAUUUUGUGGUUUUUGGCAAUUCCUAUAUGACAGACUUGAUUUUACAUUCUCAAAAAUAUUUUUGCCGGAAAACUCGUCCAAUUUCCCAUAAGUUUGUCUUUGACUGCUUUUCAGAACAACUCGUUUUUUGAUGAUUUAAGCUAAUUUAGGGGAACAGCAUCUAAUUCCAGCGUGCCUCUAAUGUUGCCAAAUCAGAACUUUAACAUUCGAUUACAGCUCAUAAAAAGCGUUUUCAACUGAAAUCGAGUGAUAAAUAGCUCAAUAGGAAGUGAGCAAGCAAGAUUCUUUAAAAAGUUUUGCAAAAUUAGUUGAUUAAAUAGUGAAAAUGAGCAAAUUGGAUGGAAUUAGGAGCGAGUGCUUAACCUGCCAAACAUACGAGAAUUUCCCCUACUAUCAAGGAUACUACCAUCCACUGAACUAUACCGAAAAAAUAUUCUGUUUUCAGUUAUGAGCAAUGCAAUUAGCUUAUAUGUAUCUGAAAGCCCAUAUUUUCAAUUGAAAUGUGGUAAAAGACAAACUUGUGGGAAAUUGGACGAGCUUUCCGGAAAAAAUAUUUUCGAGACUGAAAAAUCAUGUCUGUUAUAUAGGAAUUGCCAAAAACCAUGAAAACCCUAGUUUUUCAACAUUUAUUUUAAAACCGCUGUUUUAAAACUUCACAAGUAUUUUUUUAAAGUAUUAAAAAUUUUAUAAUUUAGAGUUUUUGAAUAAAAAACUAAAAUUAUCACAAAAUAUGGUAUUUUCUCGAAAAAACUCUUUUUUUUUUUGAAUUCGCAAUAUGGGUAUCAAACGAUUCGAAAUUUUGCAUGUAUUUUAACUGAUUUAGAGUUUUUUGAAUGAAAUACUAAAAUUUUCUCAAAAUACCGUAUUUUCUCGAAAAUACUCAAAUUUUUAUAAUUCGCAAUAUGGGAUUCAAACGAUUUGAAAUUUUGCAUGUAUUUAAACUGUUUAAGAGUUUUUCGAAUGAAAUACUUAAGUUUUCACAAAAUACCGUAUUUUCCCGAAAAUGCUCAGUUUUUUAUAAUUUGCAACAUAGGUAUCAAACGAAGCGAAAUUUUACCUGCUUUUUCAUUAAAAAAAACUCUAAAACAGUUAAAAUACAUGCAAAAUUUCGAAUCGUUUGAUACACAUAUUGCGAAUUAUUAAAAUUUGAGUAUUUUGGAGAAAAUAAGGUAUUUUGUGAAAAUUUGAGUAUUUCAUUCAAAAAUCUCUAAAACUGUUAAAAUACAUGGAAAAUUUUGAAUCGUUUGAUACCCAUAUUGCGAAUUCAAAAAUUUGAGUAUUUUCGAGCAAAUACGGUAAUUUGAGAAAAUUUAAGUUUUUCAAUAAAAAAAACUCUAAAACAGUUUAAAUACAUGCAAACUACCGAAUUGUUUGAUACCAAUAUUGUGAAUUUUAAAAAUUUGAGUAUUUUCGAGAAAAUACGCUAUUUUGUGAAAAUUUUAGUAUUUCAUUCAAAAAACUCUAAAACAAUUAAAAUACAUGCAAAAUUUCGAAUCGUUUGAUACCCAUAUUGCGAAUUAUAAAAAUUUAAAUAUUUUUGAGAAAAUACGUUAUUGUGCGAAAAUGUUAGUAUUCACUCUAAAACAGUGCAAAAGAAUGCAAAAUUUCGAAUCGUUUGAUACCCAUAUUGCGAAUUACAAAAAUUUAAAUAUUUUUGAGAAAAUACGUUAUUGUGUGAAAAUGUUAGUAUUCACUCUAAAACAGUGCAAAAGAAUGCAAAAUUGCGAAUCGUUUGAUACCCAUAUUGCAAAUUAUAAAAAAAUUGGUAUUAAAAAAACGGUAUUUUGUGAUUUAUUUUAAAAUAUUUAUACUUUGAAACUUACCAUAUUAUCAAAAAAAUAUUUACUUAAAGAAAGCUUGAAAAUUCAAGAUAAUUUGGUUGGUUUUAGUCAAUUUUAGAAAUCUAUUAAAUAUAAGUUAUCGUCAAU